UUUAGGACUGUCAGUGUUUGUCGAACAUCAGUAGAUUUGCAUUGGGUGAGUUGGAGAGUCUGACUUGAGCAGUUCCGGGUUCUCUCCAAAUCUUUAGCUGGCUAUAUUUUAAGAAGUGAGCUCGCUAGAUUUUAACGGUAGUUGGGGCGUCCUUCUCCGGAUUCUUUAAACAAUGGCGCUUCUCAUGGAGCACCAAUUCAGACAGCUCCCCGCCGAUAAGCAAGUGGAGACCAGGCCCUUUCUGGAGUCGGUGUCGUACCUUCCGCCAUUCUUUGGUAAACUGCUGGGCUCCACGGUCUUCGCUCCGGUCAAAGCGGACAUUGCUGGAAACAUCACGAAAAUCAAAGCAGUGUACGACAGUAACCCGUCCAGGUUUAAGACCCUGCAGCAGAUCCUGGAGGCGGAGAAGGAGAUGUACGGCUCUGAUUGGCCCAAAGUAGGAGCCACCCUGGCGCUUAUGUGGCUCAAAAGGGGUCUCCGGUUCAUCCAGGUCCUGCUGCAGAGCCUCGUGGACGGCGAGAGGGACGACAGCAACCCCAAUCUCAUCCGCGUCAACAUCACCAAGGCGUACGAGCUGGCGCUGAAGAAGUACCACGGGUGGCUGGUCCAGCAGCUCUUCAAGGCGGCGCUGUACGCGGCCCCCUACCGGUCGGACUUUAUCAAGGCUCUGGCCAAGGGGCGGGAGGUGAAGGAGGAGGACUGCUUGGAGAAGGUCCGGCAGUUCCUGGUCAAUUACACGGUCACGGUGGACGCCAUCUACGAGAUGUACAACAAAAUGAACGCUGAGCUGGACUACAAAGUGUGACCCCACCCGCCCCGCCCUGUCCCGCCCCGCCCCGGUCCUCACGACCUGUUUCACUGUCUGACCAAAGCCUUUAGCCCCCGCCCCGCCCCGCCCCGCCCCGCCCCGCCCCGCCCCGCCCCGUUUGCUUUUAUCUUUCGUCCUGCGGCUUGCCUCGGGCUGUGUGCCUUUUUGCACUUUCGUGGGCGCGGUUCGUGACCUGGUUCAGCCGAACAGAUGGCCACACCCCUCUGUGUUCCUCUUUAACUUUUUUACUGGAGUGCCUUUGGCUCGAAAUCUUCUGAAGAGGCGGGUAGGUGUCCUCAAUGCGCUGUGGCUGCACAUGGCCUACUGUAGGCUGUCCUCACUGACGCACACAUUACAUUACAGGCAUUACAUUACAUUACAGGCAUUACAUUACAUUACAUUACAUUACAGGCAUUACAUUACAUUACAGGCAUUACAUUACAUUACAUUACAUACAUUACAUUACAUUACAUUACAGGCAUUACAUUACAUUACAUUACAGGCAUUACAGUACAUUACAUUACAGGCAUUACAUUACAUUACAUUACAGACACUACAUUACAUUACAUUACAGGCAUUACAUUACAUUACAGGCAUUACAUUACAUUGCAGGCAUUUAGCCUCACACAACAUUCUACAUCGCAGUUACGUUACAUCCGUUUAUACAGCUGGAUAUGUACUGAAGCAAUGCAGGUUAAGUACCUCGGCUCAAGGGUACAACGGCAGUGUCCUACCCGGGAAUCGAACCUGUGACCUGCAGGUUACAAGACCAGUUCCUUACUCAUUAUACUACACUGCUGCCCCCCCACAUCCGCGCUGUAGGCCCCCAGCCCAGUGCUUUUUUAUAUUAUAUAUUAUAUUUUAUAUUUUAACCUGAUAUGGCUGGAAGACGCGGCAACUGGGAAUAUUCAUCCAUUAAAAAAAAAAAAAAAACCUUAUUAACACCAACCAGCCUUUUUUGAGGCUGUUUUUUAGGAAAACCAAAACCAAAGUAUUUGAACACCAAACUGUAACUUAAUGCCUGCCAGCCAGCGCCCCCCGCCCCCCCCCCAGUUCAAGAGCUUGUUAAACCGGUUUUGCCAUCAGCAAUGUUUUAUUUAUUAGUUCCUUAAGCUCUGUGACCGUUAAUUUAAACCCCAGCACGCUGACCAGAAACUUACUUGAAGCUACUUUCACACACUUGCAAAAAUACUGUAUUCAGAUCAACUGCGUUUUGUUUCGGAAGGUGUGUCUAUUUCUGACUGAUUGAGGAAUAUCAAUAUACCUUAUGGACUUGCUAUAUAUACUGUAUGUGACAGACCUGGGUCCAAUACGUAUUUGUUUUGGAUUCAAAUACUUCUCCACACUUUACUGAUCUUGUCUGGUGCAUUGGAACCAAUGAACUGCUCUCAAGAAGUGCAAACCUCGCCUUCUGGUCAUAUUGGCAGGCUCAGUUACACCAGGCAAGAGCAAUAGAGCACAGAAAAGUAAUUGAAUCCUAAACAAAUACGUAUUUGACCCAGGUCUGGUGGAUAUAAUAUGACUGAAAUGUUUCAGUUGUCUUAUGAUUUGUGAAAUUAUACUGACGUCCAAAUGGGUAAAUGGUCAGACUCUUACGAUGUUCGGUGAGGUUAAAUCAUGCAAAGUACUGAAGUGGUACUACGUUGUAUUUACUGUCUUUUACAAAAUACUGUCACGUACUUGCAGUCAGUGGAAGGACCGCCAUUCCUCUCUUAAUUAUGCACAGUGCUUUGUGUUUGACCUGCCUUCAAUCCUAAUUUUUUUUUUUAAAGAAAAGAUGUUUUGGGAAAGUUCAGCUAAAAAAGGUGGGAUUGGUGGACUUUGGUGCUUUUGCCAUCAACUCAAAUCCACAUUUUAAAGCGAUGUUAAUAAUCGUUUGUGUUCGUUCAGGAUUUCAGGAAAUGAAUGGAUUAUGUGAAAUGGACUCCUGAUGAUAUAUAUUUUUUCCAUGAGAUAUUUAUUUGGCUUAAUUCUUAGCCUGGAUACAAAGACUUAGUGUUAGUGGGACCACAAGAUUUCAGCCUCUUUCAAAAAAAAUGUGAUCAGCUUUUUUUAACCACAGUUAUGAAUUUUAUUUUCCCUCGCUGAAGAUUUCAAAUCACCUUCAAAAUGAUAAAAUAAAUGGUCCUGCAAACCUGAUCUCUUAUUUUCAGGUAAUUUCAGGUAAAUAUUUUCAGUGCCCCCUCUGCAGGUGAUGCUCACAAUGCCUUUUGCCUCCGACACCAAAGUGCAGAUUUAUGCCUUCUUCAUACACCAGUGGAGAGUUUACAUGACGUUCACCUCUUGAACAGUUACAAUAAUAAUAAUGAUAAAUAAUAUGUUUAGUGUUGAAUGUAAGAUUUUACCUCUGGCUGAAUUAUGCAGGGCUACUGUAUAUCCACUGUAUGGACAAAAAUCAUCUGUAUUUUUAUUUUUUUCUUCUCUUCCAAUAAGUGUAUUUUUAAGGUGGCUAAAUGUUUGGGAAUCAAAUUAUUCCAGUAAUAUGAGGAAUGCCGAAUGUUCUGGAAUACACACGUAUAGCAGCAACACGAAAAAUAAAAAUGCCACCACAUGCCUUGCCUGUUACGCAGGUGUACCAUGUACCUUAUCAGGGUGGCUCAUGGGAGUUUUCUUGCAGCAUUCUGUUGUGUGCGUUUGCCUGUAAGCUGGACGUGUAGCUAAAUUAAAUUAAUCGAAUAGUUCAGCUUUUACUACCUACUUCAAUGCACUGAGUGUGGCUGGGUUCUGGGUGCGUUUGUUAUACUGAUAUUUGCUUCUGUUUCUUACUUUGCCUGAUUAUUUUUGAACUUUGUCUCAUCCCUUCCUGUCGAUCUCAAAUAAUUAAUGAACAAUUGUAAUAUUUCUUAAUUUAUUAAUUGUCCACACAUUUAUUAUGAAUAUGACCAUGAGCUUAUUGGGGUUGAUUUUGGUGAACAUGAAUCUUAAACAUGCUUAUUCUAAUGUUUUAUGAAUAAAACAAGCAAACAACAAAAGGGCUACUUGACUGUGUUGUUCAUGUUUAUGAACUAAUCAAAGCCAUGUGAUGUAAUGGAGCAUAGAUAGCAAUGUGGUGUGUGUGUGUUAUGUACAUGUUUGUAUGUGAAUGCAUUUUCAAUGCCAGAAUAUCAGUCAAAAAAUGUAAUGGGAAGGGGAGGUGCACGCUUGCAACUCCAAUAGUCACUUUAUUUGUGAAAUGUUAACAGAUUGGGAAUAACUAUUUAAAAAAAUACUCUAUAUUCAUAUAUUUGUAUGUCGUUAACCUCAUUAUCUGAUCAAUAAAAAUAUAUGGAUUUAUAUAUGUAAA
This is a messenger RNA of Anguilla rostrata (American eel), 4091 nucleotides long. RefSeq names its product glycolipid transfer protein a (gene gltpa). The record is from RefSeq and is a predicted model, not a curated record. NCBI's taxonomy places the organism in Eukaryota, Metazoa, Chordata, Actinopteri, Anguilliformes, Anguillidae. Gene Ontology annotation, molecular function: lipid transfer activity. Gene Ontology annotation, cellular component: cytoplasm. Gene Ontology annotation, biological process: intermembrane lipid transfer; ER to Golgi ceramide transport. The coding region runs from base 173 to 805 and encodes 210 amino acids. The transcript is spliced from 5 exons.